AGCGCGUCCCCUUCAUUCUCAGUCCGGGUACGUUCUCAGCAGGAUCGCAGAGAGCCGGAGCUCCUCACCCUUAGUCCCUGUGGUCCUGGGCGCACAUCCUUGCCCUUCUGCGUCUCCGCGGUCCUAGGAAGGCAGCUAACCGGCGGGAGUAGAAGAGCCACUGAGCCAUGGGCGCAGGCAGUUCCACCGAGCAGCGGAGCCCCGAGCAGCCGGCGGGGAGCGACACGCCGAGCGAGCUGGAGCUCAGUGCCAUGGGCCCGCAGCUGAAGCCUCGGGAGCAGCUGGAGACCCCGGACGCGGACCCCGCCACCAAGCUCCCACAGAAGAAUGGCCAGCUGUCUACUGUCAACGGCGUAGCUGAACAAGGAGAUGUCCAUGUCCAAGAGGAAAACCAGGAGGGGCAGGAGGAAAAAGUCGUUGAUGAGGACGUUGGACAGCGAGAGUCAGAAGAUGUGAGAGAAAAAGACCGAGUUGAAGAAAUGGCGGCCAACUCCACAGCUGUUGAAGAUAUCACAAAGGAUGGGCAGGAGGAGACAUCAGAAAUAAUUGAACAGAUCCCUGCUUCAGAAAGCAAUGUGGAAGAAAUGGCACAGUCUGCUGAGUCCCAGGCUAAUGAUGUUGGCUUCAAGAAAGUAUUUAAAUUUGUUGGUUUUAAAUUCACGGUGAAGAAGGAUAAAAAUGAAAAGUCAGACACUGUCCAACUACUCACUGUCAAGAAGGAUGAAGGCGAAGGGGCAGAAGCCUCUGUCGGAGCUGGAGACCACCAGGAGCCCAGUGUGGAGACUGCCGUCGGAGAGUCAGCAUCCAAAGAAAGUGAGCUGAAGCAAUCCACAGAGAAGCAAGAAGGCACCCUGAAGCAAGAACAGAGCAGCACAGAAAUCCCCCUUCAAGCCGAAUCUGGUCAAGCGGCUGAGGAAGAAGCCAAAGACGAAGGAGAAGAAAAACAAGAGAAAGAACCCAAGUCCCCAGAAUCCCCGACCAGCCCAGUCAGCAGUGAGACAACAUCUUCCUUCAAGAAGUUCUUCACUCACGGUUGGGCCGGCUGGCGCAAGAAGACCAGCUUCAAGAAAUCAAAAGAGGAUGAUCUGGAAACUGCCGAGAAGAGAAAGGAGCAAGAGGCGGAAAAAGUAGACGAGGAAGAAAAGGAAAAGACAGAGCCAGCCCCAGCCUCGGAGGAGCAGGAACCGGCAGAAGACACAGACCAGGCCAGGUUGUCAGCAGACUACGAGAAGGUGGAGUUGCCUUUGGAAGACCAGGCUGGUGACCUGGAGGCAUCGUCAGAGGAGAAGUGUGCUCCUUUGGCAACGGAAGUGUUUGAUGAGAAGAUGGAAGCCCACCAAGAAGUUGUUGCAGAGGUCCACGUGAGCACCGUGGAGAAGACAAAGGAGGAGCAAGGAGGAGGAGAAGAGGUUGAAGGGGGCGUGGUGGUAGAAGGAACAGGAGAAUCCUUGCCCCCUGAGAAGCUGGCUGAGCCCCAGGAGGUCCCCCAGGAAGCUGAGCCUGCUGAGGAGCUGAUGAAGAGCAAAGAAAUGUGUGUGUCUGGAGGAGACCAUACUCAACUGACAGACCUAAGUCCUGAAGAGAAGAUGCUGCCCAAACACCCAGAAGGCAUUGUCAGUGAGGUGGAGAUGCUGUCCUCUCAGGAGAGAAUCAAGGUACAGGGAAGUCCCUUGAAGAAACUCUUCAGUAGCUCAGGCUUAAAGAAGCUGUCUGGGAAGAAGCAGAAGGGGAAGCGAGGAGGUGGGGGAGACGAAGAGCCUGGAGAGUACCAGCACAUUCACACCGAGUCCCCAGAGAGUGCUGACGAGCAGAAGGGAGAGAGCUCUGCGUCUUCCCCUGAGGAGCCCGAGGAGACCACGUGUCUGGAGAAAGGGCCGCUGGAAGCGCCCCAGGAUGGGGAAGCCGAGGAGGGAACCGAUGGAGAGAAGAAGAGGGAAGGGAUCACUCCCUGGGCAUCCUUCAAAAAGAUGGUGACACCCAAGAAACGGGUCCGAAGACCUUCUGAGAGUGACAAGGAGGAAGAGCUGGAGAAGGUCAAGAGCGCCACCUUGUCCUCCACUGAGAGCACAGUGUCAGAAAUGCAAGAUGAAGUCAAAGCCGCUGGUGAGGAACAAAAGCCAGAGGAACCAAAGCGCAGGGUGGAUACUUCAGUGUCUUGGGAAGCGCUGAUUUGUGUCGGAUCAUCCAAGAAGAGAGCAAGGAAGGCAUCCUCUUCCGAUGAUGAAGGAGGGCCAAGGACACUGGGAGGGGACAGUCACAGAGCAGAGGAGGCCAGCAAAGACAAAGAAGCCGGAACAGACGCUGUUCCUGCCAGCACCCAGGAGCAGGACCAAGCGCAAGGAAGUUCCUCACCGGAGCCAGCGGGAAGCCCUUCCGAAGGGGAAGGUGUCUCCACUUGGGAGUCAUUUAAAAGAUUAGUCACUCCAAGAAAAAAAUCCAAGUCAAAACUGGAAGAGAAAGCCGAAGACUCUAGUGUAGAGCAGUUGUCCACUGAGAUCGAACCGAGUAGGGAAGAAUCUUGGGUUUCCAUUAAGAAAUUCAUCCCCGGACGGCGGAAGAAAAGGGCAGAUGGGAAGCAAGAACAAGCCACUGUGGAGGACUCAGGGCCAGUGGAGAUAAAUGAGGACGACCCUGAUGUCCCAGCCGUCGUGCCUCUGUCUGAGUAUGAUGCAGUGGAGAGGGAGAAGAUGGAAGCCCAGGGGAAUGCGGAGCUGCCCCAGCUGGUGGGGGCUGUGUACGUGUCCGAGGAGCUCAGUAAGACUCUGGUCCACACUGUGAGUGUCGCAGUCAUUGAUGGGACCAGGGCAGUCACCAGUGUGGAAGAGCGGUCUCCUUCGUGGAUAUCCGCUUCCGUAACAGAACCUCUUGAACACACAGGGGGAGAAGCCAUGCCACCUGUUGAAGAGGCCACUGAAAAAGACAUCAUUGCAGAAGAAACUCCCGUGCUCACCCAGAUGUUACCAGAGGGCAAAGAUGCCCAUGACGACAUGGUCACCAGUGAAGUGGAUUUCACCUCAGAAGCCGUGACAGCCAUAGAGACCUCAGAGGCUCUCCGUACUGAAGAAGUUACCGAAGCAUCGGGGGCAGAAGAGACCACAGACAUGGUGUCCGCAGUUUCCCAGCUGACUGACUCCCCAGACACCACAGAGGAAGCCACCCCAGUUCAGGAGGUAGAGGGUGGUGUGCUAGAUACAGAAGAACAAGAGCGCCAGACGCAGGCCAUUCUCCAAGCCGUUGCAGACAAGGUGAAAGAGGAGUCCCAGGUGCCUGCAACCCAGACUGUGCAGAGAACGGGGUCGAAAGCACUGGAGAAGGUUGAGGAGGUAGAGGAGGACUCCGAAGUGCUGGCUGCGGAGAAAGAGAAGGAUGUUGUGCCGAAAGGACCCGUGCAGGAAGCUGGAGCUGAGCAUCUUGCACAGGGCUCUGAGACUGGACAGGCUGCUCCAGAGAGCCUUGAAGUUCCUGAAGUUACAGCAGAUGUAGACCAUGUCACCACGUGCCAGGUUAUCAAGCUCCAGCAGCUGAUGGAACAGGCCGUGGCCCCUGAGUCAUCCGAAACCUUGACAGACAGUGAGACAAAUGGAAGCACUCCCCUAGCAGAUUCAGACACUCCAGAUGGGACACAGCAAGAUGAAACCAUUGACAGCCAGGACAGUAAAGCCACUGCAGCUGUCAGGCAGUCACAGGUCACAGAAGAAGAGGCGGCUACUGCUCAGAAAGAGGAGCCUUCGACACUACCUAAUGUUCCAGCCCAGGAAGAACAUGGGGAAGAACCAGGAAGAGAUGUUCUUGAACCUACACAGCAAGAGCUUGCUGCUGCGGCCGUGCCCGUUCUGGCAAAGACUGAGGUGGGUCAAGAGGGUGAGGUUGACUGGUUGGAUGGAGAAAAAGUCAAAGAAGAACAGGAGGUGUUUGUACACUCUGGACCCAACAGUCAAAAGGCUGCUGAUGUGACAUAUGACAGUGAAGUGAUGGGAGUGGCCGGAUGUCAGGAAAAGGAGAGUACUGAAGUGCAGAGUCUUAGCCUGGAGGAGGGAGAGAUGGAAACUGACGUUGAAAAGGAGAAAAGGGAGACAAAGCCAGAGCAAGUGAGUGAAGAACGUGAGCAGGAAACAGCCACUCCUGAGCAUGAAGGAACCUACGGGAAGCCAGUCCUGACAUUUGACAUGCCCAACUCAGAGAGGGGAAAGGCACUGGGAAGCCUUGGAGGAAGCCCUUCUCUCCCAGACCAAGACAAAGCAAGUUGCAUAGAGGUUCAAGUUCAAAGCCCGGACACAACAGUCACUCAAACAGCAGAAGCUGUGGAAAAGGUCGUAGAAACGGUUGUGAUGUCAGAGACAGGUGAAAGUCCAGAGUGUGUAGGUGCACACUUAUUACCAGCUGAGAAGUCCUCUGCAACAGGUGGCCACUGGACUCUUCAGCAUGGAGAGGACACAGUGCCCCUGGGGCCUGAGUCUCAGGCAGAAUCCAUCCCAAUCAUAGUAACUCCUGCUCCUGAAAGCACCCUACAUCCUGACCUACAAGGAGAAAUAAGUGCAUCCCAGACAGAGCGAUCAGAGGAAGAGGACAAGCCAGAUGCUGGUCCUGAUGCUGACGGCAAGGAGAGUACAGCAAUCGAGAAAGUCCUCAAGGCUGAACCUGAGAUCCUGGAACUUGAGAGUAAGAGCAACAAGAUUGUGCUGAACGUCAUUCAGACAGCCGUUGACCAGUUCGCACGUACAGAAACAGCCCCCGAAACUCGCGCUUAUGAUUCACAGACCCAGGUCCCUGCAAUGCAGGCUGACAGCCAGGGAGCCCAACAGAUGCUGAACAAAAAUGAAAGCCGCCAAGAUGAAACACCCAGUGCCGCAGCCCAGAGAGGACUUGCAAGUCCUGACCGUUCUGGAGGCAUGGGCUCGGCCUCGGAAAUGCUUGCCGCGCUUGCAGUUGAAAGCGCCGGUGUCAAAGUAAGCAUUGAGAAGCUGCCUCCUCAACCCAAAGAUCAAAAGGAGCAUGCUGCUGAUGGCCCUCAGCUCCAAAGCUUAGCCCAGGCAGAGGCCGGUGCCUCUGGAAACCUAACCAAAGAAUCCCCAGACACCAACGGACCAAAGCUAACCGAGGAGGGCGAUGCCCCGAAAGUUGAGGUCCAGGAAGAAGAAAUGUCUACCAAGUCAGUCAAAGAGAACAAGGCCCAGGCAGAAGAGGACCUGCAGGAGCCAAAGGGAGACCUGGCAGAAUCCUAAGAUGUUAGUUGCUCAUUGUACAUCUGUAAGACCAGAAUGUGAAAACAAGUCACAGAACAAGAUGCUGCUGUUGGGACCUUGAGACCAAGAUUUCAGAGCCCAUGAGAUCCAGAGAGGAGGGCCGUCCAAUGAUUUCCACCCAGUAGAGCACCCCGACAAUCCUGAGGCUUCAUCGGGAGCUAGAGCCAGCUAACAUUUCCUCGUUUCAAGACUGCCUUUGAUUUGCCCCUCAAUGCCGUCCGUGUAUUUCGGAUUUAAGGUCCUGCGUUCUCAACCUGGAACCAAUGUCUGCCAUACCUAGUUCCACUUCUCAAACUGGAGCAUCCUCCUUUAUGUAUUUAUAUGUAUGUUUUAUGUAGUCCUCCUCCUGUACCUAUUGUAUAUUUUUUUCUAACGUUUAAGCACAUGCCUUUUGUAUUAUGCAAUAUAUAACGGGUGUGCAGCCAUAGCGACGCUUUGAAAAGCUCCAAGCCUUGACUGUAACCUGCAGCAAACAGAUAACAUUCCUGGCAAGAAGAGACAAGUCUUUUUUAAAGUUUACUGAUGCUUAGAUCUGUGGGCUUCUAGUCCUCUGAAAGUGGCUGUUUUCCUAUGCACAGCGAGCUCAGAAAUAAAAACCCCAUUUUGAAACAUCCAGGAUGUCCCAAUAUUACCAUGACUUUUUUCCCCCUUUUUGCUAAUCCAGUCCAGGUUGGAAAGAAGCCUCCUCAGUGUCAGAUUAAGCCCUGUCUCUUAAUGAUAUGGACAAAUGAGUGUGCCUAAGGCCAUGAGAUGUUUCCUAAUGCAGAAGGAAUCUGUUGUACGUUUUUUUGAUUGUACUCUUCUAUGCUGGACCGAAUUCAUAUGCAGAUCGAAGUGAGUCCUGUUCUUUACAGAUGGUAUUUUGAUAGAUACUGGAGUUUGUCUGUGUUAUAUCUGUGCCCCUUCUUUAAGAACAAUGUUGCAUUAUGUUCCUUUGGAUAAAUUGUGAUUUGACAACUGAUUUAAAUAAAAAUAUUUGCCUCACUUA
Rattus rattus (black rat) is the source of this 6231-nucleotide messenger RNA. It is a transcript of the gene Akap12, whose product is annotated as A-kinase anchoring protein 12. The record is from RefSeq and is a predicted model, not a curated record. Gene Ontology annotation, molecular function: protein kinase A binding; calmodulin binding. Gene Ontology annotation, cellular component: cytoplasm. Lineage: Eukaryota; Metazoa; Chordata; Mammalia; Rodentia; Muridae. Gene Ontology annotation, biological process: regulation of protein kinase C signaling; signal transduction.